AGAUUAGAGAUUACUGUCACGCCAGUAAAGUAAGCGCUAGCAGUAGUAGUAGGAAGUAGGCCUACACAGCCCGCAUCAGAACACCAGGUCCUUUAUACACCAUUCGGCUGCGUUAUGUGAUAUGUGACAUUCGAACAUCCUUGACCUCGCUGGGCGUUGAAAUAAGUGUUAUACAUAGGUGCUUGUAAUAGGGACGGUUUGCCCCAUGUGUAAAUUUGUGCUUGUCAGUCGCAAUGGGCCUACAGUUCGACCAUUCGCGAUGUUCGUUAUUGGUUAACUUCAAGUAGGCAGCUUUGUGACUACCUCGAUCGGUGAGAAUAAUUAAUUUAGUUAUACAUUACUUCAUACGUUUAAUAUCAUUUAACUUAUUAUAUAAAUUAUAUUCCUAUAAAUUUGAAUAUUCUGACGAAUGUCGUCCCCAGUACGUUGAUCCCCAAAUCAUCUCUCUGUGUCAUUGAAAGAUCGUAUUAGACCCACGAUAGUGUGAGACCACGAUAUUUUCAAACUUUACAAGUAAACGUAACUUGCAUGUGACACGGAAAUUUUAAUUAGCAAUCAAUGAUUUUUUUUUACGAAUCAGCUCUACUAAACAAUGAGUGACACUAGUUUUUUAUUAAUUUUUGGGGGGCAAAUCUGUCAGUAUCGGUACUAUCACUGUUUUGGAGUUCGAAAUAGUGGGGAAAAGAAAGGUUUGAGCUUGAAAUUUAUUUAUUUAUUUAUGCAUUUUUAUAUAGCGCUUACCUUAAAGCUCUAAGCGCUUUACAAUUAUUAAAAACAUGUAAACUAAGUCAAAUAAAAAUGAGACACUAGGAUAGUAACUACUAUACUAUAGAAACAAUUAAAAUGGCUAUACUACGAGGACACUUUGGCACGUUUUGGCCUAUACUACAGGAUCAACCCGAGACAGAAAAUGAGGCAGGGCAAGGAGGGUGCAUCACAGGUCAUAGGCGGACCUAAACAGAUGGGUUUUAAGGUUUUAAUUAACAAAACAAAAGCACACAAAAAAAAAAAAAAAAUCAAUAGAAAGAAAGAAUAAAAUGUCUAGAAAAUUGAGGAACCUUAAAAGAAUUGGGAUAUUCGAAAAAAAAAGUUUUUAUUUCUAUUUUUAAUUUUAAGUACGGUAUCCGUUGUUUCUUGUUUUGUAUUGUCUGCUGAAGAAGGCAAAUAGCCGAAACGUCAGUUAUCUGUCUCUUCUUUUCAGUUCAAGCCAAUAUAUGUCUUGUUCCACUAUUUAUUUACUCUUCCCCCCCCCCCACCUCGCUUGAACGCAUCUCUCGUACUCAUAACAUGUAUUAUCAGGAAUUUAAAACUUCAUUUUCCCUCUGCCUCUUUCAUAAAUAUUUAACAAAAAUAAUCAUCAGAAGUGUCUGUCCUUGGUGAUUAAGGAGAAUUCAUAUGUCACGUCUUUCUGUUUAGUUUUCAAAAAAAUUUCGACAGCAUUUUAACAAGAAUGAUAACUGCUUUGAAUUGUUUCAAUGUUAUUUGUUUAAUUGCUUAUCUUGCUUGGAUGGGGAAGACCUUUAGUUCUAAAAAUAGCACAAUGGUGUGUUGUCAAGUUGUGCGGAAGUCGCCAUUAUCCAGCCAAGGGAGGCGAUGUUAAUGUUCCACCUUCACGAUCGUCAAUAAAAAUGACAUCACUACCAACAGUUUGGUAAUAUAUCCCUCAUGAUGAUUCCAUUUUUUGGUCUAUUGACUUGUCAAUCAAAAAUGUCAGUACAAAUAAUGUUUUUUUUUUCUGUAACUGUAACCUUAUGCUUGUUAGUUACUUGGAGAAGUAGAUACAUUAUUUGCCAUCCUCAUUGUCAAUCAUCAUCGUAUCAAAAAUAUUAAAUACUAAACUAAAUAGUAAAUAGUGAUACUAAUCAUACCAAUGAAAGAAAAAUAAUUAAAUGGGCUAAGUCUUGGCAGCUUUCAAGCUAAGGCUAAGAUAUUUGAUUUCUUGUUUGGCCAAUCCCAACCAGUCAUUGCGUCACGGAUUAAUCACUGAUGAUUGAUAGCGGGAAUGACUUUCCCCAUAUUUAAUAGAAAGAGUCACCACCAGGAGGAAGACUUGUUGCGUUAUUUGAAUGACCAAUCUUCUAUUAAUUAAGAAUCUAUUGUUUGUGUUUAUUUGUACUAGUAAUUUUUGUGCUACACACUAAGACUACAGCCCAGAAUACACUUAGGGAAUGACAAAAAGUGUUCCAGCUUCCAGAUCCUGAUUGUGUAGUUUGUCUAUGUCUAUGUAACUAUGUAUUAUGUAUUUUUAUUUGAUAUCACCAGUUUGCCAAAUGUUAGGACUAGGAUAUUUUUGAAUUACAAAAUUGUUAGAUUGAGGAUUUAUGACUAGGUCUAGUGUAAGUUAGCCUAGGUAUAUAUAAUAAUAAUAUACUCUAUAUCAUUAUCAUUUAAAGCCCUUACAUAACCAUACAUGCCAAUCUGCAUGGUUUACCCAUGCUUUGUACAGUUUUUAUAGGUUCUCCAAGAGGUAUGGCUGUACAGGGUAUUGUUUUCUUUUUCAUGGGUUGAGAAAAUAAAUAUUUUUGCACAUGACACAACCUGUGGUGCUUUAAAUUCAGUGAUGGACAACAAGAAGCUUAAAUCAUUUUAAUUUGUUCAAAAGGGCUAUUUUAAGUAUUAAGGAUCAUAAGCCAUGCAAAUUUAAAAACAGAAUGGUUUCAUUGAUAUCAUUCAUUUAUAUUAAUACUAAAACAGAGAAGCAUGAUAGUACCAUAACUACUUUGAGAAAUAAACCAUAAUUACAAAUUUGUUUGUGUAUUUCUUAACAAGAAUUUCUUUUAAAAUUAAAUAGUUAGACAUAUUUAAUUUUAAUAUUACUAUCAAUCAAUGACCAGCAUUAUUAAUUUAUCCUAUGUAUAGGAACAGUAAAAAAAUUCAAAAUUUGAAAAAAAAUGGGACUUAAAACAAUCUAUUUUUAUUUAAAAGAUGUGAUCUAUCCUUUAUAACUGAUGUUAACGUGCUAAAAUGUGUGCGCAGUGUUGGGGAGAUGAUUAAUUUUUUUAUUCAUACAUUCAAAGUCCUACAUGGGCUAUAGUGCCACAGGGAUGAAUGAAUUCAAAACAAUGAUAUAAAGUUUUAAAUUAGACAUUUUGAACUUUUUAUUUUUUUGGUAGUUUUUCAUGCUGUUGUACAAUUUAUUAGGACUUUUUUUUCUCCAGUUUUUUUUUAUCCCACAGGUUGGGACAUAAUAUGACAUGACAAAAAAUGUUUCUUUAAUUUUUGUUUGUCACCAAUCAUUGAAUAAAGUCAAUAUUAAUACUGAAGUGGCUCAGUAAGUAAGAGGGCUUUAAUUAUAUAGCCAGAAUAGUUUUAAAUUUAAAGUAAUAAAUAUUCUAAAAAAUUAUAGCUCACUAAGUGAAAGCCUUUUUUAACAAAAAUUUAGACUUAUUAGCUAUCUAAAUUCUAAUACCAUCUUAUCUUAACAUGUUAAAGUUUAGCUAGAAGAAAAGGAGAAAUUAAGUAGCCUAGGAUUGGCCCUAGGUUUUUUGUUCUGUGUUUAAAUUGUUGUUUUGUAGAGGUAUUAAUUUAUCAAAUAUCUAAUUCAAUUAAUUGGGCUCAAGUGGCCUAUUGGGCUAAAAAAAAUAAUUUUUCAAUAGCCCAAUAGCUCUUACAGUUAAUUUAUUUUGCAAGUGUUAGUAGGACUACAGGUUUUUUGUGACAUUUCAAUAAUUGUUAUGAGGCAAAGAGGUAAUACUCAAUUACUUCAUUCUGAGAAGAGACACUACAAUGCUAUUUAUUUACUUCAUGUCACUGUAAUUGCUAACUUAUUGAAUAAACAAGGCUUGAGAAUUAGUAUUAAGAUCCACAUAUUUUUAAUUCUAACUGCCCUUUUUUAAAUUAUGGGCCAUAAAUCAAUGAUAUCACACAUCUUUAAAGGUGGGAGGGGGUGCUAGGGGGGAAGAGGACGGUCACAAAUUUAUGUUUAUGUGUUAAGGGGAGUGGGUCAAAAUUUUUUGACAAUUUUGUAAUUAUUGGGGGAGAUAUCGCCUAGAAAUGUGUUAUGUCACUUGUCUUUACUGAUUGGCUAUUAGUGCCUGAUAUCUUCAUAGAACCAUUUGUGCACUUGUCACAAAACUGCACCAACCAAAACAACUCAUGUCAAUAGCCCUGGGCACCAACUCACAUGAGCCUUCUUAAACGUUUAGAGAUCAUAUUGCACCCCUUAGAAAACAUCAAUCAUUGGAGUGCCAUACAAAGUGAGCCACUUCAUUGAAAAAAAGCAAUCUCAUGCACAUAUUAAGUUAACUGUGAAUUGAUUUUUAAAAGUCUUUUUUAACCUUUAUUUCAUUAAUUGCAAAAUUGGGAUAGAUCAUCAGUUGCAACAAUGAGAAUAAGAACCUUGCUAUUUGUAUAUGUGGUAGUAAAUAUGUAUAUACUAUACUGUUUACACCCUCUACUAGGAAUCUUGGUUAUAUUAUUUUUAACAACAUGUCUUUCGAUAAACAUAUCUCUCACAUUUGUCGUUCAGCAUACACCGCUAUCCGUCAGUCAGAUCAGUUCCAUCCGCCACUACCUCACAGUUAGCGCUACAAAAACUCUAGUCUGUGCUCUUGUUCUCUCUCAACUUGACUAUUGCAACUCUCUUCUGUCAGGUUAACCAAAAAACUUCAUAGAAAAACUGCAGAAAGUUCAAAACUCAGCUGCUAGGCUAGUUCUAAAGGCAAAAAAAGUGAUCACGUUACUCCAUUACUCCACUCACUUCAUUGGCUCCCUAUACAGGCACACAUUGACUACAAGCUGUGUGUUCUCUGUCACAACUUUUUCUCGGAUUCCUGCCCUUUCUAUCUAACCGAACUUCUUUCUCUCUAUUCACCUCUUCAACAGCUUCGCUCCUCCGCAGACAAGCAUGUUCUGUCCAUUCCCAAGACAAACACUAAAACAUAUGGUGAACGAUCUUUCUCUUUCUGCGCCCCCAAACAAUGGAAUUCUUUGCCACUACACAUCCGCAAUAUACUAACCACCCAGGCCCUCAAAACUGUACUCAAAACACAUCUCUUUAAUCUAUACUACCCUGACUGAUUUCCCUCCUCUGACCGAUAAAUGAUCUUGUUGGCUGCCGUCCAUGGUUUGCCUUGUAAAAGUCAUGGGGUUCAUGCUGUUCUUUAUUUCAAAAUUGUAUAUGAUUUUAAUGUCAUGAUUAUGUCUCUUUUGAUAAUAUUUUUAUGUACAGCGCGGUGAGCUGUAAAAGACCACUAAUUAUUAUUAUAUUGUAGAAGUAUUUUGUAGUGUCACUUUCAUUGUUAAAAAUUGUAAGAGGGUAAACUGCGAUCAAGUUUUACAAUAGGAAAUUAGAAACACAUGUUGGGGAAAGCCUGAAAAAAAAAGAGAGUAUCACCAGUUCACAUUUUUCUCCUGACCUACCAGGCAUGUAAUAAGUUCAUUUUAUUGUAUUUAGAGAGCUGAAGAAUGCUUUGAGCAGGCAGGUUGGUUGUUUUGUUUACUCUCUCUCUUUUUUUUCAGGAUUUCUCUUACGGUGUGUUUUUGUUUAAUCAGCGAUUACACUGCCCGUUGGUUGCUGUUUACUAGCACAGUUGUGCUGCUGAUAAUCCUACCAACUCUAAUGAAAUUGCAGGCUCUAAAAUAUUUUAUGUGUAUUAGAUGUUAUUAAUUCAUUUUGUUCUGAUAAUGAAUCUGAGUAAUUUUUUUUUUUUUUGGAUAAUUAAAAUUAAGCCACUGAUAUUAAAAAAAUAAAAUGCUAAUCUAUGCAUUACUGGCACCUUCUACAACAGCUCCUACUAGUACUACAAUCUCUAAAGUAGUGUUAUAAGAAAGAUACAUGAAAAUUUAAUGUAUAACAUUCUCAAAAUGUAUAUAACUAUUCAUGAUCUCUAGGAAAAAAGUUAAAGAAAAGGAAAGAUAAAGCUAUUUAGGUUAUAACUGUUAUGCUAUCAAUGGUGCCUUAGCAACACCACAGAAGUGCAUUGUUUGGUUAAUGCUUAGAAUUAUAUAAGGCAGUUGAUCAUGCAAAAGAUGAGGUGGAUGGAUAGAAUUGUAUAACAGAGUUGUGCGCGUAAAAGAUAAGAGUUAAAUGCUAAAAAACAACUAAUGUGUUUUUAUCAAGUCAAUGAAAAAUAAAAGAUUAUCUUUUUGUAAAAAAAACCAAAGCUUUCAGACAAUUUUAGACAUGGAUCCUUUAUUGACACAGACUAACUUCUGACAUGUCUCAUUUAUUGACACAGACCAACUUCUGACAUGGAUCAUUUAUUGACACAGACCAACUUCUGACAUGGAUCAUAUAUUGGCAGGGACCAGUAAAUAUCCAUCUGUUGACAGUGCUGAUUUAUUUAUUUUUGAUCACUUUAUUAAACAAAGUGGUAACAAAAUGAUUAAUAACAUAACAGAAAGCAGUAACCUCUAGGCACCAUAAAAGUUAAAGAAAGAUAGCACAGCAGUAACCUCUAGGCACCAUAAAAGAAAGAUUGCACAGCAGUAACCUCUAGGCACCAUAAAAGAAAGAUAGCACAGCAGUAACCUCUAGGCAUCAUAAUAGAAAGAUAGCACAGCAGUAACCUCUAGGAACCAUAAAAGAAAGAUAGUACAGCAGUAACCUCUAGGCACCAUAAAAGAAAGAUGGCACAGCAGUAACCUCUAGGAACCAUAAAAGAAAGAUAGCACUGCAGUAUUCCUCUAGGUAACAACACACAUGGCCUUCAACAAAGCAUUGACCACUUACCUUAAACUGAAACACACAUCAUCAUUGACCAUCAGAACAAAUCUUGCAACACAUCAAACAAACAACAGCAACAAAAAAAACCCAUUAAAUUUCUCUAAGGUGACCCACCACCUUUCCACCAAUUGGACUCAUUCUGAAGCCAUUAAACAUGUUCAUGCUCUCUUGAUGACCUGAUCUCUGUGCACAUUGAUUGACACCUCGUCAUCUAUUUUAGGAUCAAAUGAAUGUGCACAAUUGAGCCGCAUACAUUCAAAUGUACAGCAGCAACACUAAAAUAUUCAAUCAUGGAUAAGUUUAGUUUAUAAUUCUUUUAUCCUGUGGCCACCAACUUUGCUAAAUGUUUUAGUGCAAUUUAUAAGCAUUAUCAGUAUUUGAGCGUUUACCAUAUUUAUAUUUACAGCGUCACUCCAAGAUAAAUUGAAGUCCGCAGUGUGAUUCAAAUAGUGCGCUUUUCAUAAAAAGGAACUUACCCAUUGUAUUCUGUUACCAGCGAUCAUGCAUUUCAUUACAGCAUUUUAGAAAUGAAAUUAAAGUAGAGGCACAUUGACAGAUUUCCCUGAUUGAAUCCCCAUGUCUAACAAACUAAGCAGAGACAGUGCCCUGUUUAUUCAAGUAUAACUUCUCAUUUCUUCACUAUCAAACGUUUAGCUUAUAAUUACUGAUUUUUUUUCAUCUUUAAAAAAAUUUUUUUUUACAAAUGCCAUUCAACUCUUUGUUUUUUUAUGUUUUUAAAGUAACUUUCUUCCUUACCUAGGACCAAAGCACCAAUCAUUCCAUGUGGAAUAACAUCAGAUAUGAGGGGGCAGUUUUGUCACCACUGACAUCUUUUAAAACAAGUGCGAUGGAGGAACAGGGUGGUCAAGCCGCCGAUGUAAAGGACUCGUACGAGCUCUAUGAUUCUCAGAAGAGAAAUGAUCACCUUUUCGAGGGCACCAUGAAUGGCACUGGUGCACCUGGCAGUCCAGGAUCUAUCAUGGAUUAUAAACAGGUAAAAACGCCUACACUAUGCUUUGGUUUUGAGUUGGUCCUAUUGGUAUGUGUUGGCAUUUUUAGCAUAUGAUUUACUGUAAGAAGGUUAUUUCAUUUAAAAUUGUUUUGUGUUGUCCAUAUCAACCAACAGGCUGUGUAACCAGAGAUGGCUCUGUUGGAAUAUGUUGGAAAGUCAAUGUUAUCGCAAUCAUGCUAAUGAGUUCUGCCCUGGGUCAACUGGUGUCAACUGGUUGGGGGGGGGGGGGGAGGGGGGUUCAGGAACUCAACCAACAGGCUUUGUAACCAGAAAUGGCUCUGUUGGAAUAUGGUGGAAAGUCAAUGUUAUCGCAAUCAUGGUAAUGAGUUCUGCCCUGGGGCAACUGGUGUCAACUGGUUGGGGGGGGGGGGGCAGGAGGAUUCAGGAACUAGGAAGUGUGUUGAUUUGUCAGUUACCAAAAAUAGAUGAACUUUCAAAUACCACCAUCCCCAGAGUUACCCUAGUUUAUUCAUCAAGAUGCUUUAAUUUGUUAAAUUUAAGGAACAAUUUCUCCAAAACGAGGAGGGGUGGGGGGAUCGUGAUGAGAAGGAGGUAGUAUGAAAAACUAGAUCGCGUGCUCAUGCUUUUUUUCUGAUGCUUUACUAUUUCGGCAAGCAUUUAUUUCAUGUACCCUAUUCUCUUACAGCUUGUCAACAGCCUGCAGAAAGAGCUGGAGGACAGAAGGAAAAGAGAGGCAGAACUUCAGCAAUUUAUCAACUCAUUAAAGAGCUCUCCUGGUCUGUCUGAUUCUCAGUACAUGCAAAUAGAAGGUGGGUGCAAUCAGUCGGUUAUGUUACUGGGUAUUAAACUUUGAAGCUCAGUUUGAUCGUCUUCCCUUUGUAUCAUGACAAGUACAAUAAGGGUGUAUUCCAAGUAAUGGUCUCCCUUCUGUACCAUAAGAAGCUGGAUCAUCAUGUACCGCCGCUGAGGUUCUAUAAAAUGGAAGUUGAUGGAGACACUGGUUUGUUUAUUUUACAGCAAGCUGUAAGAAAGAAAAUGAUCAUUAAUUCUUUCUUUUAUGUCAUUGUCUUGGAAGUUUAACAAAACUCUUCACGUGUGUUGAACAUGGGGAAAAUCAUUUCCUAGGCUUAAAAAUAGAUAGAAAGAAAAAGAUCGAUGGUCUAAAAUUCUAGGACAUAUUCUCUCAGUGUUUGUAUUUUUCUUUAUUACCAUGAUGUUGCAGCAGAGUUAAAAAUAUGAUAUAAACAAAUAAGAGAUAAUUUAUGAUCCCAAGACCAAAUAUAAAUUGAAAAAACCAUCUUGGAUAGCAUAAAAUGUUUACAAGGCAUUCAAUUUAUCAUGAGCAUAAUAAAGGGGCCCCACAGUUUGUUUGUUUUUUUUUAAAUGAAUCCCACUUCAGACUAUGGCUCGUUACAAUUGUUGUCUCUUCUUGUCAAACAUUUUCCACAGCAAUACUCUUGGUGACUAGGUUAAUGAGGUUUGUUGAGCUUUUGAGCCAAACCCUAGUUAUGUACGUGCUGUUUCUCUAUUAACCUUGACUGCAUCUUAUGUAUGUGCAUGUUUAUCCCUACCUUACCUAACCUUAUCUCUACCUUACCUUAUCCCUACCUUACCUUAGCCUGUCCCUACUUUACCUUACCUUAUCCCUACCUUACCUACUUCUUACCUUACCUUAUGGUGCAAUGAAGAUUUUCUCCAGCUGAAUGUCUCAAAAACAAAGGAAAUGGUUGUUGAUUUCAGAAGGGGGAAACACCAGAUUACAGAUCUCAAAAUAAAAAAUCAAAGUGUAGAGAAAGUGGAGGCAUAUAAGUACUUAGGUGUCACCAUUAAUAAUAAGCUAGCAAGGCAUGAGCACUGCCAAAUUCUUUAUAAGAAAUUCAACCAAAGACUGUUCUACCUCAAAAAAAUGUACAAUUUCGGCGUAAACAAGCAAGUGGUUAACUUAUUCUAAAGUGCAACAAUUGAAAGCCUACUUAAUUUCAGUAUUAUCUGCUGAUGUGGGAAUUCAACGUCUGAUAUUAAACACCGCAUAAACCGACUAAUCAAGAAAGCUAGGGACAUAACACAAACUAAACAUCCUUCACUUGAAGAACUCUUUGAAGAAAGAUGUUUUUGUCUUCUUCUUCUAUAUUUUGAGGGCCCACGAUCCAUGAUGGAUUGAUCAUUCUGGCUCCUAUGUUUCAGAGGGGUUCACGAUGUUACUGUGCGUGAUUUUCAAGGGGAUACUUCACUGGUUGCAGGGCUACUCAGCAAGGGUUUUAUGAACUGGGUUUGUAAGACAGGAGGCAAAAGCUGCAAAUGUGUCAAGUGUAGUCGCCUCGACUGUUGCUUUUGUAAGCUUGUUCGAGUCCUUUAUUGUCUUUGGGAAAAAUGAGGAGCUCCUGUACUGAGUUCUGGAUUUUGUUAGCUGAAACUCCCUGUCGCGGCCUCGUCGCUGUCUAGAGGGGAGAUGGACAAGUUUCUGUUGAUGCUGGAGCAGUGGACCAGCCCAUUUUUGAUCUUGUACAGCAUGGUGAAACUAAACACAUUUUGGAUGAUACAUCUCACCCUCUUGAUCACAGAAAACUUAGGAUCGGGACGUUCGGGACGAAUUCUUUCCAUCAGGGCGAGGACUGAAAGAUAUAAAAAUUCUUUUGUUCCCCAAUCUGUACAAAUUUACCAGCGUGGUCCCUCUGAAGUCCCACAUCUUAAUGAGAACUAAUAAGUCCCCGAUUUGGCUAAGAGAACUCACUGAAUGGCUGUUUGAAAUAAUUUAUUAUAAAUAUCUUGUGUUCAAAUUGUUUUAUUUAUGUGCUGAAAAUGUAUAAUGCAAUCAUAAAACAUUUCCAUUUGUUUGGAUAAUAAAAGAAUCUUAUCUUAUCUCUAACAGGCUCCCAGACCAAUGACAGCUUAGGUGAGAACGUCAAAGACGCCCACAUCAAAUAUCUCCAGAGGCAGGUUACUGUGCUGCAGGCCAACAUGUACAAAAGUGAGCAGUGGUCAUCAAGGUGAGCUGAGUCUUCAUGGUAUAGUUAGGAGGGGAUAUCAUCAUGGGUCAGUCCUGAUAGCUCACCCUCGAAUAUUUACUUAGGGGAUAUCGUGAUGGGUCAGUCCUGAUAGCUCACCUCCAAUAGUUACAAGGGGAUAUUGUGAUGGGUCAGUCCUGAUAGCUCACCUCCAAUAGCUACUAGGGGAUAUUGUGAUGGGUCAGUCCUGAUAGCUCACCUCCAAUAGUUACAAGGGGAUAUCAUGAUGGGUCAGUCCUGAUAGCUCACCUCCAAUAGUUACAAGGGGAUAUCAUGAUGGGUCAGUCCUGAUAAUGAUGGGUCAGUCCUGAUAGCUCACCUCCAAUAGUUACAAGGGGAUAUCAUGAUGGGUCAGUCCUGAUAUUGUGAUGGGUCAGUCCUGAUAGCUCACCUCCAAUAGCUACUAAGGGAUAUCGUGAUGGGUCAGUCCUGAUAGCUCACCUCCAAUAGCUACUAGGGGAUAUCGUGAUGGGUCAGUCCUGAUAGCUCACCUCCAAUAGUUACAAGGGGAUAUUGUGAUGGGUCAAUCCUGAUAGCUAACUUCCAAUAGUUACAAGGGGAUAUCAUGAUGGGUCAAUCCUGAUACCCCCCAUAGUUACUAGUAGAUUUAUUAAUGGGUCAGUCCUGUUAUCACCUAUAGUUUUUAGGGAUGUGUUGAUGGGUCAGUCCUGAUAUCACCCAUACUUACUUACAGAUGUAUUGAUGGGUCAGUCCUGUUAUCACCUAUAGUUUUUAGGGAUGUGUUGAUGGGUCAGUCCUGUUACCACCCCUGGCUACUAGUGUAUGUCUUCUCAAAUACCAGUACUUUUAUUAUUUUUUAAAUUUUUCACAACAUCCCCAAUUUAGGCCUCACACCUAUUUAAAGACUUAAAUUUGGUACCAAAUAAAUUGUGGCCUAUACUUCUAACAGUAUUGUGUGUAGUGGACCUAGCAUUCAGAAAGAAAACAUUUUUCCGCACAUCCUUCAAGGUUUUGUUUCCAAAAAGGAAUUACUCUGCUUUUGUAAGGCAUCGUUUGCCUUAGUGUUUGACUUUGAGGUAAAACAAUGAAAUGAUCCCUAUUAAAUUUUUAGGUGGACACCAUUUUCUAUUUUACCAUUAACAAAUAUUUUACCUUUAAAAUACAAGGUGUAUUCAACACACCACAAAUAUAUUUUUUUAAUUCUCCAGACUUGGAAAUGAGAAGCAUAAGUCUUAAGAUCUUUCAAUACUACCAAAAAGAAUCAAAUUUAACAAUAAUACUGAUGAAAUGUUUCAAGGGGAGAAUAUUAUGAUUUAAAACGUCUGUGGCUAUUUAUAAACAUAUAGAUGAAAUGCUAUAACAUUUUUAUCACAAUUUCCCAAAAAGUCUGGAAAAACAAAUUUGGUUAUGACAUUCAUUUUAAACUUACACUGCCUCAAAACCUGCAAAAGAAUCCCCAAGCAGUAAGCAGGUGGUCCAUUAGCACACAGUUGAAUCCCCAGGCAAUAAGUGGAUGGUCCCAUAGCACACAGAAUGGCCCCCAUUUCCCACCUUGUUCCGCAGGGAUGCACUAAUGGCCGACAUUUGUCUCCAGGUUCAUGAUUGCAACCAAAGAAAAGGAUGAGGCACUGGAUGAGCUGGCAGCACUGAAACAUGAAAUGAAAGCACUGCAAGAUGACAACACACUCCUCCAGACAAAGCUCGAGGCUCUCAACGGCUCUUACCUGGAAGCCCAGAAGAGGCACCAGCAGAGCAUCAUGGAGCUUGACAACCUGCGCAGAACAAACUGUCGGGCCGUUGAGCUGGUGGAGGAGCUGAGUAAAUACAAGGCUGAGAACUGUACUUUGAAGGUGAGAACUAUACAUUGAUGGUGAGAAAUAUACUUUGAUGGUGAUAACUAUGCUUUGAAGGUGACAACUAUACUUUGAAGGUGAGAACUAUACAAUGAAGUUGAGAACUAUACAUUGAAGGUGAGAGCUAUACAUUGAAGGUGAGAACUAUACAUUGAAGGUGAGAACUGUAAAUUGAAGUUGAGAACUGUAAAUUGAAGUUGAGAACUAUACAUUGAAGUUGAGAACUAUACAUUGAAGUUGAGAACUGUACAUUGAAGGUGAGGUGUGAGACCAGUGUAUUUCAGUCCUGUUAAGGGUCAUGUUCAAACAGACAGUCAACUUCUUAAACACAAAAAACAAUCAGCAUAAUGCAGUACACGUGGACUGAUUGAACAAAAAAAUAUUUUCUCAUAAAAUGUUGAUGCUUUCAAACACCCCAUUAAAACUGUAAAUCCCCCCAUUUUUCCCUGCGACCAGGAAUCAUUGUCCAGACUGGAAACAGAGAACAAGAGCCUGAAGGAAUAUUCCCUGUCUGGUAAUGGCAACAGUCAGUCCCUAGGAAAUGUGGCCUGCAGCCAGGAGCUGGAGUACCUCCACAAGGUUGUGGACACACUUAAGAGUACCGUCAUGGAGCAGCGUUAUUUUCUGUUAAACAUGAGUAAGUUUUCAAAAGCGGUGUCCAGGGCAUUAUGGACAUCUCAACGCAACAAUGACUGACAGGCUGAAUAUGACUUUGACUAUAGGUAGUAGAGUGAAAAUGACUUUGACCAUAUGUCUCAGACUGAAUAUGUCUUUGACUCUAGGUAUCAGGCUGAAUAUGACUUUGACUAUAGGUAGUAGACUGAAUAUUAGUUUGACUAUAGGAAGAAGACUGAAUAUUAGUUUGACUAUAGGUAGUAGAAUGAAUAUGACUUUGACUAUAGGAAGUAGACUGAAUAUGACUCUAUUGGUAGUAGACUGAAUAUGACUUGACUAUAGGAACUAGACUGAAUAUGACUCUCGUUAGUAGACUGCAUAUUACUUGGACUAUAGGUAGUAGACUGAAUAAGAUUCUAUCGGUAGUAGACUGAAUAUGACUUUAGGUAUUUUGACUAAAAACUUGCAAUCUCUGCUACCUAACUCUUCUGUUCUUAACACAAGUGGUUUUUUUUUUUAAAAAUAAUUUUUAUAUAAAUUUCUUAGAUCCUCAUAGAAGAACUAUUUUGUUCAUCUGUCAUCACCACUGCUGCCUUUAAUAAAAGUAUAACACUGCUCCUCUAGUGCUACUUUUAACUAAUAUGUAACCAGUGUCACAGUUGUGUCUUGAUUACAGUCCAAUAUUCUUAAUUAUUAAUGGAUAACCUGCUAUGAAAGCAGGAGACAAUGAAGAUAAUCUCAUCACCAUUUAACUGUUAUUGACGUUGACAUGAAGAUUCUCAAUAUAAAAUAGGUUUAAAAAUUGGAAUAAAAUAAUUGUCAUGAUCUCACAUGCGUCAUACACUUCAUAAUCCAAACGGAUACACAAUAGUUGUUCCAAUUCUAUGAGAUAUAUUCUUAAAUCAAAUCAAGAGCAAAUUCACAAUACAAGUGCACAUUUCUCCAUGCUCGAUCUCAUUCCUCAACUGCCUUCCUUUUCCUCCGCGCAUGACAUUUAAAACUUUAUCUCACUACUAAAAAUAACGAAGAAAUCUAUUCUUAUAAUUAUGGAGAGGUUACAAAAAGUCUAGUACUAAUCAUUUUAAAAAGAAAAAAAACCUUCACGCAUCUUUUUUACUUGUUUCAGGAUCUCCAAAUAGUUUGAGUGGAAAGAAUGGAACUCCCCCACAGUCAGCCAAUGCUACUGGAGGACCCUCUGGGAAUACCUCAGAAUGGUCAAACACUGUUGGCCGGGAGUCUCCCGGCAUUAAAUCCAGGCAGCCGCUUCAGUCGGCAGGGCCGGGGGAUGCAGCAGUUCAGAGAUUUCUACCACCCACUCAACCGCCCACACUGAGACAGUCAACACCUGAUUUGACCAACAGAGUUGAGUCUGGAAAUAAUGUGUGGGAGGUCAGAUCGUCGCCGACGCAUAAAGGAAGCAGUGUGAAGCAGAUGCCCGCGGCCAGCGGAGGGCUACUAGAAAUGACAGGUGAUGGGCCUGAGCCUGGCAAUAUGGAUACUCUGAAAUCACAGAAUGCCUAUUCUAACGGCAUGGCUAGAAACCUGAGUAGACCCACUGGAACUGAUUCGCAGAAACCUCCACAAAAGUCAUCCAAUGGAAUGCAAGCCAUGGGAGAUUCUGGUAGAUUACCCAUUGAUACCACUGGCUACGUACCAAUGCUUUCACCCCGCCAUUACAAAGCAACACAGUCAGAAAUCUUGAGCCGCAGGAUAGCGGAGGAGCAGUCUAACCAGAACUUCCUUCGCAGCAAGUCGGCCACCAUUGCCCACAAUCCUGAAAAACAAAACCAAGGAGAGUUGCAGAAACAACAGAUCUGGCCAGUUAAGCCGGAUCAACCCUUGGCCAGGGAUCAGCUCAGCCAUGACAUGGUUCAGCUGGGUGCUAGUGCCACCACUGCCCCAUCCCACAUGCCAGUCAAUGAGAGCAAGUGGGAAGCCUCUAAGCAUGGUGUUGAUGAGCAACAAGAGAACAUGUAUAGAAGCUACGAGAAUAUGAAGAGUCCAAUUAUACAGCAACAGAAAUCUCAGCUGGAUUCCUACAGGCAAGGCCAGCAAUUGUUGAACUCCGGUAGGGCCUUGAAAGUUGACACAUUGAUCGCUGCCCCAACAGAGGGUAAUAAUGUCGCGCAGCCCCGGCCCCCUGCCCACAGGCUGCGUUCUCAAUUGAUGGACCCCAGCCGAGGUCUGUACAUUAACACUGUUGAUCAGGUCCCAGCUGAAAGUCUGGCCCUGGUGGAUCCCGACCAGCCACGGUUGAAUUCUGAUAAACUCUGUCCUGUGUGCAAUAAAGAUUUCAGCCGUGUCAGCAUGGAGGACUUCCAGACACACGUCUUUAAGUGCUUUGAUGAUGAGAAUGCACCAGAGACCAUGAAACCCCAGGAGACCUCAAGGGUUUGUCCAAUGUGCAGCAAGAGCUUUGACUGCAACACCCCACAGGUUGAGUACGAGAAACAUGUCCACAGUCACUUUGGGGAGGACGGACCGGGAGAGCAUUUUGAAAUAUUACAACCUUCAUUCUGAAAAAAAAAAUAUUCUAAAAACCAUGCAAUGUUUUGUUUGUCUCAGAGCGGAUUAAACCAGUGCUUUACCCAAUGGAUAAUUGAUCAUAUGUACCUUUAUUUUGACUCAAAACAAAACUUAACACUUUGGACUGGAUUAAUUUCAUUUAGUGACAUCUGUUCUGUUUAAAGCAAUUAAUUUAGUUUAGGACUAGUGAGGUUUCCUUCACUGUUUGACUACUCGGCUGUUAUAAUAAUUUAAGAGUUUAAAUAAGUGCUUUCUAAACUAUGUGUUGGGACACACGAGUGUGUUGCCUGCUGGGGUGUCGGUGUGUCACGCAAAAAUAAGCCAUACCAUGCAAUUUUUAAACAAAGGAGCUGAUCAGACAUUUUGAUUUGUGUAUAUUUUAUAAUUAUUCUUAAGAGCCGAAUCAUUUUUUUAAAUUUUUUUUUAAAUAUUGCACAUAUUUCCUAUUUUUACAUGUAACGAAAAAAGCAUUCACACAAAUCUUGGAAACUUAUGUUAUUAUUAAACAAAUCACAUAAUAAUAUUCGUAUAGUAUCAAUGAAAAUGAAAGGUUCUCAUGAGAUGUGUUGUGCCACAAUGCACUACAAAAUUAACCUUUAUGUUUGUGUCCAUAUGUUUUAAAAUGGGUCAAUAGACCACCAAGUAUUUUAGUAAAGCUGAAAUACUGUGUCACCAAAUGAGGAAAUGUUUCACCAAAUGAUGUGCUGUGUCACCAAAUGAUUUGUGUGUCACCAAAGUGAAACGUUUGAAAAGCAUUGGUUCUCUUAAAAAAUUCUUGUGCCGGGUCAAAUUAGUCGUGCCAACAUACAACGAGUGACCAGUGGUGCCAACAUUCAGUGAGUGACCAGUAAUUUGAUCAAAAAUGAAAAUCUUGAUUUCGGUAUCAAUUAUGGAGAGUUGAAAAAGGAAACAAAAAAAAUGUGAUGUCCUAGUUCCCAAACAGUGAUGAGAACUAAACUUUAAAAAGUUCCCUCUGAAACACAGGUAUCAGAAAUGUGAUGUCCUAGUUCCCAAACAGUGAUGAGAACUAAACUUUAAAAAGUUCCCUCUGAAACACAGGUAUCAGAAAUGUGAUGUCCUAGUUCCCAAACAGUGAUGAGAACUAAACUUUAAAAAGUUCCCUCUGAAACACAGGUAUCAGAAAUGUGAUGUCCUAGUUCCCAAACAGUGAGGAGAACUAAACUUUAAAAAGUUCCCUCUGAAACACAAGUAUCAGUUCAUGACUUUUAUAAUUAUUCAUUUAACACUAGGCACAUUAAAUCUGUUCAGCCCAUUUGUUAUUACUUAGACAACACUAGAUGCAACUCAACCCACCUGUUAUCAUCCAUACGCUAGUAUAGGACUAACUCAAUCAUCAUUUAUACGACACUAGUAUUGGUUUCAGCUGAUUAUUAUCAUUUAUAUAACACUAGCAUUGUUUUCACUCAAUCAUCACCAUUUAUAUAAUACUAGUAUUGGUUUCACCCAGUCAUCAUUUUACUAUUAAUGCUAUUGUACAACAGCCACUGAAAUGUUGUGAAGUACUGAACUUUGAAGUUUGUUAUUAAAAUAAAUGAAUCCUCUUAAAUUAAAACAAACCAUCAGUUCCAAAUAAGAACUAAAGACUUAGAUAUUUCUAAGCUUUUUUUUUUUUUUUAGUAAAUAAUUUGCAUUAGCCAGUUACAGAAUUGUUUGAAUUCAAAAAAGUACAUGAAGUUGAUAAAUCAUCAAAAAUUGUAUACCUGUAACAUUGACACAAUCAUCAAACAAUUGUACAACAGCCACUGAAAUGUUGUGAAGUACUGAACUUUGAAGUUUGUUAUUAAAAUAAACUAAUCCUCUUAAAUUAAAACAAACCAUCAGUUCCAAAUAAGAACUAAAGACUUAGAUAUUUCUAAGCUUUUUUUUUUUUUUUAGUAAAUAAUUUGCAUUAGCCAGUUACAGAAUUGUUUGAAUUCACAAAAGUACAUGAAGUUGAUAAAUCAUCAAAAAUUGUAUACCUGUAACAUUGACACAAUCAUCAAACAAUACAUACCAGUAAAGUUGAAAAAAUCAGCUCAAUGUUGCUGUUAAAAAUUAGAAAUUUCAAUGAAAGGUUAUUUUG
Messenger RNA from Lymnaea stagnalis (great pond snail), 17683 nucleotides. The record is from the annotation of a GenBank genome assembly. NCBI's taxonomy places the organism in Eukaryota, Metazoa, Mollusca, Gastropoda, Lymnaeidae.